GGCCCUGGUUACGGAAGCCGAGGAGAGCUGCGCGCGGGCUCUUCCUCGAGGAAGUUAGCUGUGGAAACCCGGGUAGUGGAGGAGAAGAGGCGUCUGCGGCCCAAUGGCGACUGCGGAAGCGAGCGGCAGCGACGGGAAAGGGCAAGGGGGCGAGACCUCCGUCACCUAUUACCGGCUGGAGGAGGUGGCCAAGCGCAACUCCCCGAAGGACCUGUGGCUGGUGAUCCACGGGCGGGUCUACGAUAUCACCCGCUUCCUCAACGAGCACCCUGGUGGGGAAGAGGUUCUGCUGGAACAAGCUGGCGCAGAUGCAAGCGAGAGCUUUGAAGAUGUCGGCCAUUCCUCCGAUGCCAGAGAGAUGCUAAAGCAGUACUACAUUGGUGACGUCCACCCGAGUGACCUUAAACCUGGGAAUGGCAGACAGGACCCUUCGCAAAAGAAUGCAUGCAGACGUUGCUGGACGUAUUGGAUUCUCCCCAUCCUAGGCGCUGUUCUCAUAGGUGUCCUGUAUCGUCACUACACGUCGGAAAGCAGAUCCUCCUGAGGAGACCUUGCUGAAGUCCACUUAGGAGCGAAAACUAGAGGCCUGCUUUGGGGUCUACAGCAGUGCCCUCUCCUCAGAUCCUACCAGUUAUGUUCAUCCUUCUUGGAGCCAAGACGGUCGGGCAGAUACCCACCUCUGGGACCAGAGUCCUUCGUCUCUCAGAGCCUUACACCCACAGCACCUGCUCACUCUGUGUCCUUGCUGGUGUUUCCUCUCUGGUUUCCACACGCACCCUGCCAUUUUUAUUACUUUCUAUUAAUAACUGUGGUUCAUGUGUGAUAGUGACAGUUGCUUUUUGGUAAAAAUGCCUGCUUUCCAAUACUUUGAAUGCACAUUAGACAUUCUUAACAGGACAGUACUCGAGUUUUGAAGUUCUUAUCUUUCCAUUUUUUUUAACCAAAUUUUUUAAAAGUCUGAUUUAAUUUUAUUAUUUAUUCUAAGGAGCAUAAUUCAUGAAGUAAAGGUGCCUACCUAUUAGUGAAAACAGAACUGCCAACUGAUCUCAUUCCUCGUUUAUGUUUGUUAAAACUAGGGAAAAACUCCACCCAAAUCAUUGUAGCAGGCAGCUCUUCCCAUCCCGUGAGUCCAACCCCUUUUCUUUCUGAGUGGUGCUGGACAAAACUAUGCUUCCCUUAAAUGGGAAGAGACAAAGGAAGGGAGGAGUGAAUUGGGAUGCUAAGACUCAAAUGCUUCGGAGGAAUCUUUCUUUCAAAAGACACUGAAAACACUACUCUAGGACAGGAGUUUAGAAAAAGCUCCAGAGCAUUCACUUUGGUUUGGUGCCAGUUUCUAGUCGUUGCUCUCCCUGGGCUGUCUUUUACUGGUAAAAUGUAAACGUAUAAUUAUGUGUAUAGAAUAGCUUUACCAGGGAUUCUUGCUACUUUUUUUGUUUAUUGAUCAGCAGGUUUUUGAUUUCCCAUUUUACAAAAGUAAGAAACUCCAAUUUGGUCUUCUGUUUGUCCCAGUAAAAUAACUUCCAUGCAGAAUGGCAUUUGAAAGAGGGAAAUCGUGACAAGAGAGUAUUUUCCAUUUCAUCUGUAUUUUACCUCCAUGGCUCCAACUUGUGGUUUUGUUCUGUUUUUCCAUCAAGAAUAAAAAAUACUGGUAGUUUUUAUCCCUCAGAUGUGUGUUUCAUUGAGAAAUCGGUUGUGACUUAAAAUUACAAGUGUGUUACUGUUUCUCCCUGGUUCAGGGCUUCUCUGGCGUAUUUGACUUUGUUUUUCCCCUUGGAAGCACCUGAGGGGAUAAUUCGCUGGCUAUUUUCUGCCAGCAACUGUGGCGAUUGCCAGUCUGCGCUGAGCCUUUGUCAUAUCCAGCAGAGAGCAGCUUGGUUCCAGAAGGACCCUGCCUGCUGCUCAGUAUCUCCUCCCUCUCGCCCUCCCAUCUUGCCAGGGAGUUGAUGAGAUAGGAAACUGCCCAGCAAACCAGUGUCUGCCCAUGCAAACUAUUUAAGAAAAAGUUCAACCCAGGUCUUGUAUUCUGUGAUUUAGCAGUUGAAUGAAUUUAGAAUUCAUCAAAAUAAUAUUAACCUUGUACUUGCACACUUGGAUAUGAUAUUUUUGGAAUAACUUGAGAUUUCUGGCUGACUUUUUUAUGUCAAGGAUAUGGAUUUAGUCAAAGUUUUUUUCUUUAGAGAAUGUUUGUAUGUAUCUUAGAUGCUGAUUUAGGACAAUUUAUCUUGGUUAUUUAACAAAAGAGGCCUGACUUGAUGCUCCUUCCUUUGAAGGCGAGAGAGCGUUGCCCUAAAUAAAGAUGGAGACAGCAUUGCUGUAAUCAUCACCUUGCACGGGUCCAUGGAGUAUGGUAGGACAGAGGUAAAGAAGAACACAGAAAUAUCCAGGAGCUGGAAGGGGGACUAAGCCAGAAGGGACCUUGAGUCAGCUGUAGAAGUGUGUGACAGUCUCUAAAACUGAAUCCAGAGCAUCAUGCUGAUAGAAGAUGUCAAAGAGCUGUAGUCUUCAGUGAAAUUGAUGUUUCUGAUGUUUUAGGGUAAACUCUGGUGCAAAAGGUAUGUUUUUCUAUUUCAUAUUGAUUUUCUUUUCCUGUUUAUAUCUUGGCAUGUUUUUAUUGAGAGCCAGAGAAAAAAGAUUUUCAGACUCUGUACUGUUCAUGAAAUCCAUCAGAUACACAGAGCUUCUUUUGAAUACUGCCAAUGUGAUGUCACUUUGUAUUAUAAAAAACACGUAGGGAUUCAUGUACUCUGAUUCUGCUACCUACAUAAACAGGCAGGUGUGAGAGGUACAUUUGUGUGAGAGUUUGCAGAGGUUUUCCUGAACAAUAAAGUAAUACAGUGUGCUUGCCAAAUCCAUCAGAAAGGACUUUUGUUUAAGAAGUGGCUGGAAUUCUAGAAAUGGUCUUGACAUUACUGGGUCAUGAAACCCCUCUUGGGAGCCAGUGAGGUCCCUGUGGCUGACCGGACCCCCUGGGGCUGGUCUCUGGGGUUCAGUUGGUGGUGGUUUAUUCCUGGGGAAGACUGGUUGCUACUGCUGCACGCCAUGGUGUAUGCAUCAUGGCUGAUGAGCACUAAGGGAAGUUUUGUGCCAUCAAAGUAGAUGGCGUUAGUGCCCAUUUCCCAGCGUGUCCCUAGCUCCUGACUGAGGAAUUGAUUUUGGUUUCCAGACGACUUGCACAUCUUUAAAGAUAAGACUGUGAUACCGGCAAAGUUCAUCUUGUAUUUAGAUCUCUUCAUGUGACCUCUUAAGCAGAAACAAAAAUCCACUGGAACUUGUAAUUUCUUCUAGCAGCCAUCAGAAAUGCAUGUUUUGUGAAAUAAAUACAUUGUUGAAUUUGUAUUCUUUUAGUUCCAGUGCAGAGUAAUGAAAAACGCCUAUAACAGACCAGGUAUAUCAUCAUGAUAUCUCAUACUUAAAAUCGUAAGUGAUAUCUGUCUGCUUUCAUCCCAUUUGAGGAGACUGGAAUGCUGAGUAUUAGCAUUGAUUACCUCUUACCCGCAGAGAAAUGGAUUCAGACAUCUCUGGUCCCAAAAAGAAAUCUUUUUUUUUUUUUAACUUACACUGUUGCCAAAUAUCACAGAGUAAUGGGGAAUUUAGUUGCAUUUGACUGUCGUGCUCUGAAAGAGCUGGGUUUGGAAUUUGUGGGGAUAACUAGCACAAAGGUUCUGCAGAAGCACAGAUGUGUUUGUCCAGUUAACGACUCUAGACCCAGCGUCUUACCCGAAGUGUAGUAGCUGCUCUUCGCUCACACCUACACAUUUUGCUAUUUCAGCAAAACAUUUGGACUGUUUAACUUCAUUUUUACUUCACCCUCAGCUACGAAAGAGUAUUAUUAACAUUCCUUUUCUGUAUUCAGUAAUGGAGUUUGUUUACCUAUUUUAUUUCAGCAUAUUUUGAACAAAGAUCUUUGUCUCUUUCUGCCGGAAUGUGCACACAGUGAAUGUUUGUUAGAACUACACACAAUAAAGAUACUGUUUUCCGUUU
Molecule: messenger RNA, 3981 nt
Organism: Lepus europaeus (European hare)
Lineage: Eukaryota; Metazoa; Chordata; Mammalia; Lagomorpha; Leporidae
Product: cytochrome b5 type B
Exons: 5
Coding region: 104-544 (146 amino acids)
Cellular component (GO): mitochondrial outer membrane; intracellular membrane-bounded organelle
Molecular function (GO): heme binding
Source: RefSeq, a predicted model, not a curated record